CGCGGGGCCGGGGCUGAGCCGAGGAGGAGGAGGGAAGGAGGCAGAGAAGGAAGGAAGGAAGGAGGAGCUGUCGCUGUCGCUGUCACUGUCGCUGUCCCGUCCCGGCGGAGCGAUGCUGGCGGCAGCGGCGCUGUGCGCGGCCGCGCUGGGCUGCGCGGCGGGGGCGCGGCUGCUCAGCGCAGCAGUGGACAUUUCCCUCAGAAGAGGGCAGACGGUUUGCAGGCGUGGGACGCAGAAACCCUGCUACAAAAUCGUUUAUUUCCACGAUGCCUCCCGCAGGACCAGCUACGAGGAAGCUCACCUGGCCUGCAGGGCUGACGGGGGACACUUGGUCAGCAUCGAGAGCCCGGCGGAGCAGAGACUGAUUGAAUCCUUGAUCAGGAGCCUCCUGGCCUCAGAUGGAGACUUCUGGAUAGGGCUCAGGAGGAGGAAGGAGGAGGGGGACAACAGCACUGAGUGUCACAGCUUCUACUCCUGGUCAGAUGGGAGCUCAUCCAAAUUUCGGAACUGGUACGUGGACGAGCCGUCGUGCGGGGCCGAGGUGUGCGUGGUGCUCUACCACCAACCCUCUGCCCCGCCCGGGGUGGGGGGCCCCUACAUGUUCCAGUGGAACGAUGACAGAUGCACCAUGAAAAACAACUUCAUCUGCAAAUAUUCCCUGGAGAAGCCAACAAGAGCUCCAAUAGACAAUUCCCGAAGAGCUGUGGCAACAGAGCCCUGGAAGCCAAAAUUCGCAGAGGAACGCUGGAGGAAAGGUGCCAAUGGAACAGCUGGGAGAGCCAAAGAACCUGUUCAGGGCCUUGCCUUCAUCCUUAUUUCCAGCGUUCCUGUGCUGCUUCUCCUGCUGGCCAUCACAGGCAUCUCCUGCUUUUGGCUGCUCAUGAAGAGGAGACAGGAGCUGCUGGAUGUGGCCCCGAAGGGUGACAGGACGUGGCUGCCCCAGCCCGGCAGGGACAGCCCCAGGCUGGACAUCUCCAGGGUGAUCCACAAGCAGUCUGAAGCUGACCUGGCUGGGGCCAGGCCUGGCACAAAGAAUUCCUCCUUCCGUGCCCAGGAGGGGCUGCAGAGCCCCUGCAGGGACCCCCAGGACACCUCCAGCAGGGGCUGGGUGACGCUGGCCAGCACGGAGAGCGGCUUUGUCACCAACGACAUCUACGAGCUCUGCGGGGACCGUGUGGGCAGGAGCAAGGAGUCCACCUGGGUGGACAAUGAGAUUUAUGGAUAUUGAGGGAAUGGACCCAAAAAAAACCCACUGGAAUUUGGAUUUUGGGUGUCAACGUGACUUUUCUUGCCCUCUCUAUGCACUUGUUCAAUAACGCAGUAUUGCUAUAGGACACAAAAUAAAACAACAUGUGGUGGUGUUCGCAGGAGUCCCAGGACAAGGGAAGAGAUGAAAAUCUUGACUCCAUGUUUCAG
Camarhynchus parvulus is the source of this 1416-nucleotide messenger RNA. It is a transcript of the gene LAYN, whose product is annotated as layilin. NCBI's taxonomy places the organism in Eukaryota, Metazoa, Chordata, Aves, Passeriformes, Thraupidae. Bases 113 to 1228 code for a protein of 371 amino acids. The record is from RefSeq and is a predicted model, not a curated record. Gene Ontology annotation, molecular function: hyaluronic acid binding. The transcript is spliced from 8 exons.